Messenger RNA from Serpula lacrymans var. lacrymans S7.9, 1101 nucleotides. RefSeq names its product carbohydrate esterase family 16 protein. Gene Ontology annotation, molecular function: hydrolase activity, acting on ester bonds. The record is from RefSeq and is a predicted model, not a curated record. The coding region runs from base 136 to 1101 and encodes 321 amino acids. NCBI's taxonomy places the organism in Eukaryota, Fungi, Basidiomycota, Agaricomycetes, Boletales, Serpulaceae. The transcript has 4 exons.
GUCUUCGCAGUGAUACGACAAUUUUCCGCGAAAUUAAGCUGGGUAUAAUCGCAGGCAACCCCAAUAUUAGAACGCAUUCACAGAUGAAUAAAGAGUCUGACCAUCACGAAUGCAAAAUGUAAACUAUUGUGCACCAUGCCUCGUCUUCAGCAUCUGAAAAUCGCCUGUACUUUGCUUGCCUUAGCCCCACUCUCGUUGGCAAAGGGAGUGCUGCCAGGACAGAUCAAAAAUUUCGUCACCUUCGGCGACUCGUAUACAGAUAUCGCCUACCCUGCUGCUGAUGGAGGACAAGCGUGGCCAGUUUAUGCAGCUGGCUAUGGAAACUUCACUUUAUACCCCUUUGCAAAGAGCGGAGCGACCUGUUCGAACAAUUUGACGUAUAGGCCAUUCCCUCCUGUAUUUGGAAGCCAGAUACCAACAUAUUUAGAAGAGAAAUCAAACGCGACAAUUAACCCAAAUCCCGAGGAAACCAUAUACACCUUGUGGAUUGGUACGAAUGACUUGGGCGUAAAUGCGCUCCUCACGGGAAGCGAUGCGCCCGAUGUGUCGAUAGUUCAAGUCAGAGAAUGUGCUGUGGACUGGCUCAAAGUUAUGUAUGCCAGCGGAGCCAGGAACUUCAUCAUGCAAAACAUUAUACCACUCGACCUGACAAUCUUGUACUCGAAUUACUCAUACCCCAAUCGUUACUGGGAUGCGCAACGGAAUACCACCGAGUGGAACGUAUACAUGAGGGAACUUGCAAAGGCAGGCAAUGAGAUAACUCUGUUGAUGCUACAAGCUCUUGCUCCCACUUUGCCAGACGCUCACAUCGCUUCGUUCGACUCACAUGGCCUUUUCACCGAUAUGUACAACCACCCACAGAACUACCUCAAUGGUACCGCACCCCUGAAUGUGACAGGCUGCGUUAACUCGUGCAUCUUUGCUUUGAACGAGAGCACUGGUGAUGCCGGCGAUUGCACAGUCGCGGAAGGUACAGACCGUGACAGCUUCCUGUGGUACGACGAGCUCCACCCGUCCGAACAAUCAGAUAGGAUUGUGGCGCGUGAGAUAACAGCAGUUAUGAAGGGUGAAGAGAACCAGUGGGUGACGUGGUUGAGUUGA